Messenger RNA from Spirodela intermedia, 516 nucleotides. The record is from the annotation of a GenBank genome assembly. Lineage: Eukaryota; Viridiplantae; Streptophyta; Magnoliopsida; Alismatales; Araceae.
AUGGCCUCGCAGCCCGACCCAGAGACGGGGGGAGCAGCGUCCCCUUCCAACAGUCUUGGCAUCGUCGUCGAGAGGAACCCACCUGAGAGUCGCCUCUUGGAAUUGGGCGUCAGGUCGUGGCCCAAGUAAGUUCUCUCUCUCUUUCUCUCUCCCCCUCUCCCCCUCUCUCCCUCUCUCCCUCUCUCCCUCUCUCUCUCUCUCUCUCUCUCUCUCUCGCUGUCUUCUGAGAUAAAGCACGGUUCCAUUACCCUUCUAAGAGCUCUCCAUCCCUCUUCCUUCUCUCCGCUGCCUUGUUGCAGGUGGGGUUGUCCGCCAGGGAGCUUCCCCCUCAAGUUCGAAGCGGAGGAGACGUGCUACCUCCUCCGGGGGAAGGUGAAGGCCUUCACCAAAGGCUCCUCCGACUUCGUGGAAUUCGGCGCCGGCGAUCUCGUCGUCAUCCCCAAGGGCCUCAGUUGCACCUGGGAAGUCUCCGUCGCCGUCGACAAGCACUACAAGUUUGAUUCUUCGGACAGAUAA